Messenger RNA from Bicyclus anynana (squinting bush brown), 3960 nucleotides. Its product is annotated as protein VAC14 homolog. The coding region runs from base 127 to 2355 and encodes 742 amino acids. The transcript is spliced from 14 exons. The record is from RefSeq and is a predicted model, not a curated record. Gene Ontology annotation, biological process: positive regulation of kinase activity; phosphatidylinositol biosynthetic process. Gene Ontology annotation, cellular component: PAS complex; endosome membrane. Lineage: Eukaryota; Metazoa; Arthropoda; Insecta; Lepidoptera; Nymphalidae.
GAUUGAUUGAUUUGAUUGUUAUUGAAUAGAAAAGUGAGGUUAAUUCUUGUGAAAAUAAAAAUAUAAUUAUUUAUGCCGAUACACAAAAAAGUAUUGUUUGAAUGAUUUUAUAAUUGGUUACCCAAAAUGACUGAGCGUGACUACGCUCCGUUAAGUGGAGCCUGUGUCCGCGGGUUGUGCGAUAAAUUAUAUGACAAAAGAAAGUUUGCAGGUGUCGAAGUUGAAAAAAUGGUAAAAGAUUUCAGCGAUGCCAACAACACAAAUCAAAUCAAACGUCUGUUACGUGUGCUGGGGCAGGACCUCAUGUCCUCCACAAACCCCAAUGUGAAGAAUGGAGCCCUGAUGGGCCUGUCUUCUGUAGCUGUAGGCUUGGGAAAGGGAUGCGAUUUGUAUAUUGGAGAAUUAAUACAUCCCAUCAUUGCCUGCCUCGGUGAGAGCGAGGCGCGCGUCCGAUACGGAGCUACUGAGGCACUGUUCAAUGUGCUGAAGGUGGCUCGCAGCGCCACCGUCACAUACUUCCCGCUGGUGUUUGAUGCUCUCGCCAGGCUCGCAGCCGACCCGGAGCUGCAAGUUCGGAAUGGUGCUGAAGUGUUAGAUAGACUUGUUAAGGACAUCGUGACGGAGAGCGCGGAGCUGGAGUUGGCCGCCAUCGUGCCACUGGUGCGCGAGCGCAUGUACACGCGCAGCGCGGCGUCGCGCCAGUUCGCCGUGGCGUGGGUGUCGGCGCUGGACGCCGCGCCCGCGUUGGGCCUGCGCCGACACCUGCCCGACCUGCUGGACGGGCUCUUCACCGUGCUGGACGACCCCAACCCCGAGAUACGGCGCAUGUGCGACGUGCAGCUGAACGAGUUCCUGCGCAGCAUCAGGAAGGAGCCGGCGGAGGUGGACUUCCAGGCCAUGAUCAACAUCCUCAUCACACACGCGCAGUCUACCGAGGAACUGCUGCAGCUGACGGCAGUGACGUGGCUGAAGGAGUUCGCGGCGCUGAGCGGCGCGCGCGUGCUGCCCUUCGCCUCGGGCGUGCUGCUGGCCGCGCUGCCGUGCCUGGCCUACACCGACGAGCCCAGGAAGAUUACUACAUACAAAUCAGAGAUUAGAGAAACGGCGGCAACUGUUAACCUACAGCUAACGAAGCUAGUGUCAGAAAUGUCUGAAUCCCGCGCGUCAUCCGAAGACCCCCAUACAAAAGGAGCGCCAGAAGAAAGCUCUACGGAAGGAGCCCCCGCAGAGAGCCCGCCUACGAAAGAAGCCCCAAAAGAAAGUCCCCCUAGCAAAGGUGCCCCUUCGCAAGAGCCGGCGGCGGAAGCGUCCGCAGACGAGAGCCCCCCGCGACUCAAUCUGGAGGCCGUGGUGGGCGUGCUGACCCAGAUGCUGCACCACAGCUCCGUGCACACUAAAGUCGCAGCCUUGGACUGGAUCCUGCACUUGUACAACAAGUUGCCUUCUCAGAUGUACCAGCAGACGGAGCUGGUGUUCGUGAGCGUGGUGGGCUGCCUCACGGACGCGGCGGACGACGUGGUGCGGCGCGCGCUGGCCGUGCUGGCGGAGAUCUGCUCGUGCCCCAGCGCGGGCGCGGACGGCGUGGACCUGGAGUCGAGCCCUUACUACCACAAGUUCCUGAAGGCCCUGCUGCGACUGCUGGCUGCCGACGAGAGCCUGCUGGAGGACCGCGGCGCCUUCAUCAUACGGCAGCUGUGCGUGCUGGUGGGCGCGGAGGCGGUGUACCGCGGCGUGGCGCGCGCGGUGAGCGGCGAGCGCGAGCUGCGGUUCGCCGCGCGGCUGGUGGACGUGCUGGCCACGCUGCUGCUGACGGCGGCCGAGCUGCACCACCUGCGGCUGCGGCUGCGCGCCUUCGACGACCCCGCGACAGUGUCGCUGUUCCGCACGCUGUACGCGAGCUGGUGCCACAGCCCGGUGGCGCUGCUGGCGCUGUGUCUGCUCACGCACAACUACCGCCACUGCGCCGCGCUCAUCGCCACAUUCGGUGACCUGGAAAUAACGGUGGAUUUUUUGACUGAAAUUGACAAAUUGGUGCAACUGAUCGAGUCACCAGUGUUUGCAUACAUGCGGCUGGAGCUCCUGGGCGGGCCGGGCAGCGCGGAGCUGCGCGCGGCGCUGUUCGGCCUGCUGAUGCUGCUGCCGCAGAGCGAGGCGUUCCACGCGCUGCGCCGCCGCCUGCACUGCGCGCCGCCACCCCCGCGCGCCGACACGCCGCAGCACAGGGAGGAGCACGCCGACAUCGACUUCCCGGCGCUGCUGGAGGAGUUCACGCGCGUGCAGGCCGCGCACCGCGAGUACAAGACGCUGGAGCGCCGCCUCAGCCGCGCCAAGCUCUUCGACCGCGCCUACUCCUAGCCGCCGCCGCCGCCCGCCGCGCCGCCCCAGCCUGCCUUAUUGAAUACGGAAGUUAGCUUGUAAACCAACAGAUCUGUUUUCCAACAGUUAAUAAACAUAAAUAGUGUAAAAGUUGAUCUCUGUCGCACGCUCUUUAAUAUAAACUAUCCUUCGUGAGUAUAAAAUAAUAUAAAGCGAUGAGACGAUACUGAUAACGAGAUAAUACUGCUGGGUUCAGUAUAAUCUGCCUUCUCAACUAAUAGUAGAAUCAUUACAAACUGAUAAAAUAAGUACUUGUUAACUUAACCUACUUAAGAAAAAGUUGAUUUGAUAUUAAAUUACUUACUUCUCGAACGCGUACACGGACGUUCAAUAGUUGUCGGGGCCUGCGUGUAUCGCGAUUCACAUUUCAGUAGUAAACAUUACAAGUUCUAGUGCUCUAAUUUCAUAGCGCAAUAAAUGAGGUACUGAAUAACAAUAGAUAGUUUUCUUUUACAUAUUUUGCUACUUUUGCUAUAACUACAAAUCAGGGUAAUAUCAAGGUAAAUCAUUUAAUCAGAUUAAACUUUAUAUUAUCGAUUUUCUAAAAAACUAAAUGAAAUUUUCCCUAAAAACUAUUACAUACUUAAAGGCAAAAACUCCAUCUUAUUCAGAUGAGCUUUAUUAUUCUAUUCCAGUUUUUGAGAAAAUUGUAAAGAUACUGAUAUACAUGAUAACAUGAGGUUCUAAUAACAAAAUUUGUUUUUACCUGUUAAAAAUUAAAAAAAGAUCUCGUUCGGGGCGCGCAAGUCAAUCUAAUAUUAUACAGCAGGUUGAGUAUUGAGUGCACAGUUGGAGGCCCACAUUCUGUUUACAGUUAUGUACUCAGAUAAGCAUGCAGCUCAAGAGGUUAGAGGACCCUAUCCUCAUAAUAAUAAUAAUAGGCUAGAUGACACUGUUUUCAAAAGUUCUUAAAUUGUUCUACUACAUUUAAAAAAAAUCAUAUUAGUUUGAGACAUCAAUACAUAAAAAUAUUUUUUUUUAAAUAUUUUUUGACAAUACGAGCCAAAACGCUGUAGGCCAUGAUGGUCUGUCUAUAUUUUAACAGUUUCAUGACGUCACGUAAACACUAAAUCCCCAAACGGAGUGUUUGACAAAAUUUUUAGUUAAUAAUUAGUUUGACGUUUAUUACUCUAUUGACAUCAAGUAACGUCGUGACGUCACAAAAUGGACGACAGCGUGUUUGACGUUUGGAAAAAGUUUGUUAUGAAAUCCCUAACUUUUAAGUAUAAUUUGAUAUCGAUAUAUUUCGGACACUUAUUUUAAAUUACGAAAUUAUUAUUGUUUAUAUUAAAUUUGACACGAGUCAACUACCCUAUUGUUAAAUUGUCGUCUAUGAUAUAGUUUAUAUAAUUUUACUAUUGAUUUAAUUGUAAAUGUAUAAGUAUAAUAAGUAAGCACACUGGGGUUAGUCGAACUGGCCGCGACACAGACAUACACCAUAACAAUGUUGAGUUGUGGCUAGUUUGAUGGCACCCAUUGCUGAACUGUACCUAAGCUAUUUUAAAUAGUUUUAUUACAGAAAACAGUGUAAAUAGAUUGUAAGAUGUUAUUUUGUAAUUAAUAAAUUAUUAUUUGCGCAUUCCA